Messenger RNA from Alosa sapidissima (American shad), 5356 nucleotides. It is a transcript of the gene usp28, whose product is annotated as ubiquitin specific peptidase 28. Gene Ontology annotation, cellular component: nucleus; cytosol. The coding region runs from base 144 to 3731 and encodes 1195 amino acids. Gene Ontology annotation, molecular function: protein binding; cysteine-type endopeptidase activity; cysteine-type deubiquitinase activity. Lineage: Eukaryota; Metazoa; Chordata; Actinopteri; Clupeiformes; Clupeidae. Gene Ontology annotation, biological process: regulation of protein stability; DNA damage checkpoint signaling; protein deubiquitination. The record is from RefSeq and is a predicted model, not a curated record. The transcript is spliced from 27 exons.
GCCACGCGCACUGAACUGGGCCAGUCGCAGCCGCGCGUGCGUGUGCGACACAUGGAGUAGGUCCGACUCCGCUGAGAACAGUUGGAAAGGCAUUGAUCUGGGAAAACUUUUACAAACCAACAGCAAAACACCCGUUUUCCGCCAUGCGAGUGGAACUACAGCAGAACGAGAAUGAGGAGAGCUCGGCGAAUUCGAUGCGGUUGCUGGUGAACCAGCUGAGGGAGAUCACAGGCAUCCAGGACCUGGAGCUCCUUCAGCGGGCACUGGUGGCGGCCAAUGGUGACAUCAUCCAUGCCAUCUCCUUGGUGACGGCUCCAACACCCGAGGAGGCCCAGGCACCUGAGGAACCUUCAGGAGGCGAGGAGAACCAAGAGGCAGAAAGAGACGUUCAGAGAGUUGAAGUGAAAGAUGACCUACAGGCAGCCAUUGAGCUCAGCCUACAGGGGAACCAGAAUGGAGACAACAGAGAACACAACAGGCCUGUGGAGAAGAUUGUGAUCCACGUGAAGAGGAAACGCUGUGAGCCCAUGGGGGAGAGCUGCAGCCCCGCCGAGCUCAGUCGCCAUGACAACUGGCCCGUGGGCAUCCGCAACGUGGGCAACACCUGCUGGUUCAGCGCCGUCAUCCAGUCUCUCUUCCACCUGCCGGUGUUCCGGAGGCUGGUGCUGAACUACUGUCUGUCUGAGCGCGUGCUGGAGAAGUGCAGGAGUCACUCGGAGAAGAGGAACAUUGCCUUCAUGCAGGAGCUCAGGUGUCUGUUUGCACUGAUGUUGGGUUCUACACGGCGCUUUGUGGACCCGUCUGCUGCCGUGGAACUCCUCAGGGAUUCUUUCAGAACCAGUGAGGCCCAGCAGGAUGUCAGUGAGUUCACCCAUAAACUCCUGGAUUGGCUGGAGGAUGCCUUUCAGCUUUCUGCUGUGGGAAAUAACCCUGACGAUAAGAAGGACAACCCCAUGGUCCAGCUCUUCUACGGGACAUUUGUUGCCAAGAGAACUCAUGAAGGAAAGACCCAGUCCAACAUCGAGCAGUUCGGCCAGUACCCUCUGCAGGUCAACGGCUUCAACAACCUGGACGAGUGUCUGGAGGGGGCCAUGGUGGAGACUGAGGUGGAGGGGGCACACUCAGAGCAAACCGUCUCCUCUGGUCAGGAGCGAUGGUUCUCCAAACUUCCACCCGUGUUGACCUUUGAACUGUCAAGGUUUGAGUUCAACCAAUCACUGGGGCGCCCUGAGAAGAUCCACAAGAAGCUGGAGUUCCCCCAGGUCAUCUACAUGGACAGGUACCUACACAGGAAUGUAGAGCUGACUCAGAGUAGGAGAGGAGCGGUCAAGAGGCUGAAGGAGCAGCUCACAGCCCUGCAGCAGCGGCUCGAGAGCUAUAAGAACUAUGGUUCCGGGCCGGUGAAGUACCCCCUGGCAGACAUGCUGCAGUAUAUUCUGGAGUUCGCCACCACCCGGCCCUGCAGUGCCCCCCCCAGCUCCACCAGCCCCCAGCCCCCCCCACACACAGAGCCCAGCGCAGACAACACUGCCUCCGACCCCUCUGAAGGUGCCCCCCCAUCCUCCGACGCCCCCUCCCCCUCCCCCGCUCAGCGCACCCCCAUCCACAAGCCCUUCACUCACUGGUGCCCCCCGCAGGACGGGCAGGUGCAGCCAGCGCCACACAGCAUCACCGAGGAGGAGCUGCAGGUGGUCAGGGGCUGUCUGCAGCGAUGGAGGGCCGAGGUGGACAACGACGUCAACGAGUUGAAGGCCAGUAUUGAGAGGGUAAGCCACGAAUUGGAACAGAUCUACUCCGACAACAGCUUGUGUCAGGUGCCGUACCGGCUGCACGCGGUGCUUGUGCACGAGGGCCAGGCGUCGGCUGGUCACUACUGGGCGUACAUCUACGACCACCUGCACCAGCGCUGGCUCAAGUACAACGACGUCAUGGUGACCGAGUCGUCCUGGGAGGAGCUGGUCAGGGACUCGUACGGCGGGAUGACCAACGCCAGCGCCUACUGCCUCAUGUACAUCAACGACAAACUGCCCCACCUCAUCGAAGAGGACACUGACGGGGACACAGGUCAGGUUCUGGAGGGGGUGGACGCUCUACCCUCCAUCUUGCGGCGGUACGUUCUAGAAGAUAACCGCUGGUUCCAGCAGCAACUGCGAGAGUGGGAGGAACAGCUGGCCCAGCAGAACCAGCAGCAGAACGCGUCCUUAACCCCCCUCCAGCAGGAACAGCAACCAGAACGGGAACCAGACCAGGAACCUCCUCACCAGGAACCAGCAGAGCCAGAGCAGGAACCAGAGCAGGAGCAAGAACCAGAAGAGGAACGGGAGCAAGAACCAGAGCAAGAGCCAGAAGAAACAGAAGAACCAGAACAAGAACACGCAGAUGAACCCAAUCAGGAACCUCAUCAUGAAGAGACCAGCAUCGAAGAACCCAGAGUAGACCCCCCAGUCCCUGAGGCAGCUGUGCCCAGAGAGAUGAGUCCUGAGCGGGGAGAGUCGCCUGAGGCUGCCCCCCUCGAGUACCACCAGGCUGGAGGAUCCCCACAGGACACUCAGGUGUCAGGUGAGAGUGCACUGAUGGAUGAGGGGCGUGAGGCGGCCGAAGACCAGAGAGGAUCUGAACACACACAGCAGGAAGAGGCCGUCUCCACGGACAACCAGCCUGACAACACCACUACCCAGAGUUCCUCAGAAGAGGGCAGGGCCGGAGCCAGGGCUCCCGUGGAGACGCAGCCCCAGGAGAAUGUGAUGUCAGAGGUGGACAUUCCAAACGUGGGGAAGAUUCAGGUGCUGUCCAACAGUGAUGGCUUUAACGAGGAGAUGAUCCUGACCCCGGCCAUGCAGGGGAUCAUUCUGGCCAUCGCCAAAGCCAGCAAAGUCAUCGACAAGGAUGGUCCAGAGGCUGGACUCAUUAAGGCGUUCCACGAGGAGUACUCGCGUCUGUUCGAGCUGUCCCAGGAGAGCGGCACCCCCCAGCAGGACGCCCGCCUGCAGCACGUCCUCGUCUACCUCUUCCAGAACCGAGCGCCCAAGCGCAUCAUCGAGAGAACCCUGCUGGAACAGUUUGGCGAUCGCAACCUCAGCUUCGAUGACAGGUCCAUGAGCAUCAUGAGAGAAGCUCGCUCCAAAAUACGCCUCAUCAAACCAGAGGACAUGGACAUGGAGGAGUACCUGAAGUGGCAUGACGACUACAGCAUGUUCAAGACGGUGUUUGCCUACCUGCUCACAGGCCUGGAACAGUACCAGAAUGGAAAACUGCGGGAGGCUCUGAUCUACCUGGCGCAUGCAUACCAGGACAAUGCCACGCUGAUGAGGGGAGGAGACAGGAAAGGGGUGGAGCAAACGCUCAUUGGACGCUACAGGAGGAAAUGCCUCAUGGAGCUGAAUGACCGCGCGGCGAAGCUCUUCAAGAGUGAGGAGGUAGAGGAGGCGGAGGACGCUGUUGCCAUGGUGAACGACUGUGUUAUUCCCUGUGUCCACCUCAUGGCCCGAGACAGUGUGUGUCAGGAGGACCUGGACGCCAUCGAGCACAUCAGGGGUGUGUGGUGUGGAUACCUUGGACAGGACAUGAAGGAUUCCCUUCAGGAGAAGCUCAGUGAGUUCCUGCCCAGAGUUCUAGACUGUUCCACGGAGAGGGUGGUUCUAAAGGAACCUCCCCAAGUCUGUUCCAACUCUCCUCAUGACCUGGAGAGCCGACUGGCUGCCGUCAUGGAGUCCAUGGUUACGGUCACAUAGAACCAUACCGUGCCGUCCAACUCACAGAAGAACUGGUCAAGCACCGUGGCAAGCCAGUCAGGCUUUUGAAGUCUGGAAAAUGGUCACCAUCAGAGACUUCAACUGGACACUCUCAGGAUCUUCUGCAGCCUGAUCUCUGCAGAGGGAUACCAUCACCACUAUUGAGACCUACUCUGAAACAUCAAGGCCUUUCAUAGAUUCAGUGUUGGUCAAGCUGAAUUAUAAUUCUAAUUUUCAGAAGGAAAAUAUGCUGUGGCAAGCCAUUUUGAGGUUUUAUAACAUUUGUUGACAUUGAGGUAUUGUUAGUUUUCUAUAUGCUAAAAAAGUAUGAAGUAGAGGUGCCGUAAUACUGAAUGACCUAAUAACUUCCAAUAUUAUUAGAAUGACUUGAACUAGCAUGUUUAGAGUCAUUUAAUUAAUACUGUUUCUACUGUAAGAAUGUUUGGUUUAGUAAGAAUGUUUAAUAGAAUUACUACUAAGCUAUAGAAACUAUGGUAGUCAUAAUGCAAGCAAUAGUGAACAUUAACUUACCAGCUGAAAUGGCUUGCCAUAUGUGUGAGGUCAUGCAACAUGAUUCCUGAGAUUUACAGGCGCUAUAGCAACCACGCCACGAGGGUGCAGAAGCAGACACUAUAAUAAAGCACGCCAACAUGUCAAACACUGGAUUGUUUGUCGCACUACUACUAGUAACAAUGCAACGGAAAGGAUUUUUUAUAUAUAUUUAUACCUUAUCAAGAUAAAGAUUGUAAAAGUUAUAUGUUGUUGAGUAUGUGAUUCUCACCCCUAAUGUGUUCAGACAGGGGAGUGUUGUUGGUAUGUACGAUGUAAAUGUGCUCCUGAUUAGACAGGCAAGUACAGUAUUUGCCAUUGAGAAUGGGGCAGUUUGGCGUAAAACAUGUGCUAAAGCGGUUAGCACCCUGAGACUUCAAAGUAAGCAGUUAGCCGCUGGUUUAUGGCCCUGUGUAUUGGUGAGCACUGCGGCCACACCGUUAGCUAAGUUAGUUUCUGAGCUAAGGCAAAAUGUAUGGAUUCUUGUAGACUAGAAGCUGCACUAUUGGGAAAAGAAGCCAGUGGCAUAGAGCAUUUAGCUUGUUGGGCUAAUACUCAUUAUGAUUAGCAUGUGCUAUGCCGCUAGCGUAGCUAGUGUUCUCAUUUAAACCAUUUCAUUGGAAGCACACAGUAGCUACAGGGCUACAGAGAAAAGGAAGUGAUCAUUAUUAGACCGAUGAUCUGGCUAUCUGUUUGUCUGGCGUAAGUUCACCCAAAGGUGAGCAACCGUUAACUUCACAUAACUGUGGUAUAAAAGGAAUAUAUAAGCGAAUGAACCUUGACUUCAUACACACUAAUGAUGUUUAGAGAUGUUUGGUCAGAUAUCUUAAAGUGCCUUGUUUUUUUCUCUCAAAGCGUUUUUGGCAGUGACAGUAAAAAAAAGAGAAAAAAAUCAAAAUAAAAUAACUGUACAGUGAUGUGAAAAGUUGUGAUUUUGGAUGUGGAUACCGUUUUAGCCGUGUUAGUCCUAAAUGGCAGUGUUUGAGUCACUAUAGCUUCAUGUAAAGGGGCCUUCUCACGUCUUUGCUCCACCACAGCAAGUCUGUCACAGCUUUUAAUAAAAGAUCAUCUUCCUU